AUGUCUUUCUUCCUCAGGGGACGUGGAAACUGUCUGAAAGUCUCAACUCCAGACGGGAUGAUAGAGCUCCAGAUGUUUCCUGGCUCAUGUGUUUGGAGCUGGGUAGCGGCAGAUGCUCGUGGCUGCUCAGGUGCAGACUCUCUGACAGAUGGGAGCUGGUUGGCCCUUGCUCCAAGUCUGAUGGCGUCUACGAGGAUGGAUGACUUCAUUCUAAAGGAACAAUUGGUCAUCUCUCAGGCCGCGGGCGUUUAG
This is a messenger RNA of Knipowitschia caucasica, 252 nucleotides long. Lineage: Eukaryota; Metazoa; Chordata; Actinopteri; Gobiiformes; Gobiidae. The record is from the annotation of a GenBank genome assembly.